Molecule: messenger RNA, 2442 nt
Organism: Arxiozyma heterogenica
Lineage: Eukaryota; Fungi; Ascomycota; Saccharomycetes; Saccharomycetales; Saccharomycetaceae
Exons: 1
Coding region: 1-2442 (813 amino acids)
Source: RefSeq, a predicted model, not a curated record
AUGUUUGCUGGAACCUCCAAUAAUAAAACUAAGAGACGAUCAUUCUUUCUUUUUGGAAGUGAGACCAAAAACGGUACUCUCCCUAGCAAGGCAAAGGAAGCAAGUUUAAAGUCUUCGAACAUAUAUAGUAAUAACAAACGAUCAUCUAAUAAGAGCCAUGGCUCCUCUUUUCCACAAUCAUUAUCUAAACCAUACCUAAAAAAUACAGAAACUGUGAUCGGUUACACUCCACCAAGAAAUGAUGACACUCAAUUCAUGGAUUCAAAUCAAUCUAUCACCACUACUGCCAAUAGUUCAAAAAUUGGGUUACAAACAGUUCAAAGAAAUAAAAUCAGACGCCCUCCCCCACCUGUCUUUGAUAGAGAGAAAAUACUACAAUCUUUUCCACAAAAAUUAAGUACCUCAAAUAUUGUUAAAUCUGACCUCUUAAAUUAUACCUCUAAAAAUAAUAACAACAACAUGAACAAUAUUAAUGACCUAACGGAAAAUUAUUCACUUUAUUCAACCCCAUUGAACAUGUCUAAAGACCUAUCCACUAAUUCUAGUGUUGCUAAAAAUGGUCCAGUAGAUAUCUAUGAAAAAACUAAGUCCUUUGGUAUAAGGUUAGAAUCAGAUGACAUAACCUUUGAAGAUAGAUCGACUAUGUCAAAUAUUGACUUAAAACAGCAUAGAAGACAAAAAUCUAAAGCAGAAGAACUUGUUGAUGAUAUUGAUACAUAUAUUAAAGAAUAUCAAAAAGAAACCAGCAAUAUAGACAAUUUCCAAUGUAAUGAAAAUUUACAUAAUUAUAAUAAAGAUUUACCAAAUAAAUUGGAUAUUGAACCAAUAACGACUACUUUUGACCAUUUAAAUAUAUCUGAACCUUCUAACUUAGAAACAUCUAUAUUAAGUGUUAGUUCAUUGAAUAUUGCAAAUGAUCCGAAUACUACAAUUACAUCCUUGAAAAAUCCAUUAAUAAUUAAAAAUGCAAAUACAAAUGAUCCAAAUUCUUUUGAGGAUACAGAUAAUUCUAAUAGCGAUUUUUCUUUCAGUAAUUCUUUUUCAGAAAGGAAAGUUAUACAAAAUGAUUUUGAUUAUCAAGAAAAUAACAAUAUAAAUUCUGUUCCACAGAAGGGUUCUUACAAUCCAUUCUUUAAUGUAACUGAUCCAUCUGUCUCUACAAUUCAUAAAUCACAAAACAGCAUAUCUAGUGAUAUUGAAUUAGAUCAUGAUAUAGACGGUUCCUUGUCUUAUAUAAAGGCAGAUUCUUCGGAUAAUCCUACUAAUAUUCGACAGCUACAAAAUGAUGAUUAUAAUAUAGUUUCUUCAAACAAUAUGGCUUUUCAAAGUGAAAAACCACACGGUAAACUGAGAGUAGCAAAUGAAGAUCACCCAACAUUUUUCAUUAAGGAUGAUACAUCAAUAACAGACGCUGAUACAAAUACAAUGCAGUCGACAGAUACAGAAAGUGAAGACGGUCAAAACUUUACAAGUGCAGAUUUUGAGAAUGAUAUGAACAAUAGUGCUAAUGAAAAUAAUGGCAUAACAAAGCAGAUAGAUAUUUCUAACACUUCAUCAGUUGAACUAGGUUCAUAUCAAUUUAACUCUAGUGAUGUUGCUAAUCCAACUUUGAACUAUGAACCAAAUACCAAAUCUGAAAUAUCAACUAUAAACAGCGGUGCUAAAAGUGUUAAUGGUGUGCAAUCGAUUUCAGGACAUUCAUUGAGAUCGACUGAGCGUACUUCUAAAUUAAUAUCAAGUUAUGUAGAAGAGUUAAGACUAAAAUAUUUUCAAACAUCAAAUUUCUUAGAAGCUCCUCCUAACCUUCCUUUAGCCUUAAAACAAAAGAAUAAUUUAAUCCAGCCAAAGAAUAUUAAAGUUAAAAUUAGAACUAAUACAAAACAAGUUGGUAUUAAACAUGGUAAAGUUAAACAAAAAUUGCUGUCCCUAGAAACAACAAUGGAUGAGAAUAAGAAUAUUGGCAAUAACAGACAAAGGACUAGUACGUUUGUAGAUCACACAAAAGAGUUUCACAAAUUCUUCAAUAAAGAAAAUGGACAAUUAGAAAAUCAUGACAACAGAGACCAAUUAUUUGAUUCAGAUUCUGACUAUCUAAAUGACAUUCCAGGUGAUGAAGCUUACAAUAGUGAUGAUAUUUUGGCUCCAUUAAGAGAGAAAAAGGAUGUUGAAAAUUCUGUGUCAAGAAGUGGUACUGUCAUAAGUUAUUAUACUCGAUCAAAGAACCGUAUUUUGAAACAUACAGGAGAUAUGCCUGAUCUUCCAAGCAAUAUUUAUACGAAUACCAGUCAGUUAGAGGUUUCGAACUCAAAAUCUUCAUCGUUUAAUCAUGGAAGAGCAAGAUCUGGAUCUAUCGCUAGUGUGAGUACGCAAGUUCUUGCGAAUAAAAUUUCGGGAACUAUGGGAUUGCAUGUCACUAAUCCAGAUUCUGAGUCUGAUAAGUGA